Molecule: messenger RNA, 2875 nt
Organism: Condylura cristata (star-nosed mole)
Lineage: Eukaryota; Metazoa; Chordata; Mammalia; Eulipotyphla; Talpidae
Gene: RWDD3
Product: RWD domain containing 3
Exons: 5
Coding region: 1-1110 (369 amino acids)
Biological process (GO): positive regulation of protein sumoylation; positive regulation of hypoxia-inducible factor-1alpha signaling pathway
Molecular function (GO): protein binding
Source: RefSeq, a predicted model, not a curated record
AUGAAGGAAGCAGAGAUGAAUGACUGUGAAAGCUCCUUCAUGGAAGCUGAAAUUCCAGCGGAGACAGACAUAAACAUGUCUGACUUCGCUUUUGAUGGCGGGAGCCCUCAGAGAAAACUGAAACUUGCGCCUGCUAUUAGCAAACAGGAAUCUCCCGCGGGGCUGUUCGAGUUAUUCACUCCGCUGCCACGGCGUCUGCGGAGCUGCGGGGCGCCCCCCGGUGGCCGUCUGGGCGCAUUGCUCAGCGGCGGCGGCGGCGGCGGCGGAAGGGGAGGUGCGGAGCCGGUGGGGCGCGUGGCCAUGUCCGUGGCGGAGCCGGUGCGGGAGGAGCUCUCCGCCUUGGCCGCGAUUUUCUGCGGGCCGGAUGAGUGGGAGGUGCUGAGCUGCUCAGAGACAGAUGGGGCCGUGUUCAGAAUUCUCACGAAAGCUGCAGGACAUUCAGAUACGGAUGUACCCAUAGAACUGGUGUUCCAUUUACCUGUCAAUUACCCUGCCUGUCUACCUGGUCUCUCUGUUCAUUCUGAACACCUGACCAGGGCCCAGUGUGUAACUGUGAAAGAGAAGUUACUUGAACAAGCACAGAACCUUUUGUCGGAACCUAUGGUUCAUGAGCUGGUUCUCUGGGUCCAGCAGAAUCUCAGAGGCCUCCUCGAUCAACCGGAAACUGGAAAUGGCAGCGAAAAGUGUGCUUUUGCAACCAGCAUGACUGCAGAUGAUGGAUUGUGGAUAACUCUUUUGCAUUUAGAUCACAUGAGAGCGAAGACUAAAUAUGUCAGAACUGUGGAGAAGUGGGCUUCCGAUUUAAAGCUGACAGGAAGACUGAUGUUCAUGGGUAAAAUAAUACUGAUUUUACUGCAAGGAGACAGAAACAGCAUCAAGGAGUACCUGAUUCUUCAGAAAACCUCCAAAGUGGAUGUGGACUCAAGUGGAAAGAAAUGUAAAGAGAAAAUGAUUAGUGUACUGUUUGAAACAAAAGUACAGACAGAACACAAAAGGUUUUUGGCAUUUGAAGUCAAAGAGUAUUCAUCGUUGGAUGAGUUACAAAAGGAAUUCGAAACUGCAGGACUUAAGAAGCUUUUCUCCGAAUUUGUAUUUGGACUGGUAAAAUGAAAUGGAAGACAAGAAUCUUUGAGUAAAAUAGCAGUGUUUUUGUUGUUGUUAUUUUCCAUUGGGCUGCGGGAGUGGCUAAUUGAAAUCCUCAAAAGGGAACAAUUUUAAAGUUUCUUUAAAGCCAAAUGGUAGACAUCAUUCUAACUUCAGAAACAAAAGCCAAUUCUGAUUAUGAAAUGUAAAUAGUAAAAAAUGCCCGUGUAUUCUAAUUUUUGCCAAUAAGAGCUCAGAUCACGAGAUGGAGCAUUAUUUGAAUGAUGCAUAUCAAAAAGGGAUGCAAGUGAGUCCCUGGGUUUGUAUACAGGAUUUGUUUGGAGUGGUACAAUUUUCUGGCUAAUUUUCUUACAAUUGAAUGACUUUAAAAAGAGAUUUGUUUUCAUGUUUACUGUUUUCGUGUUUACAUUUUUAGCAUUUGAUCACGAUUUUCUUCCAUUCAGCUUAUUAUGUCUAAUGCUUUAAGUUGAACAUUAAGAAAAAUAUAACACUGAUUUCUUGUUGGAAUUGCAUAAAUUGUUAGUUUAAAUACAAACCAAGGAAGUUCUAUAGAACUUGAUUUACAAUUGCUUUCUUUGGGGGUCCCAAAAUAGCACAGUGCUUGCUAGCUAUAGGGCUAGAGAGUUGCUUUAAAAUACAAUUCGUUUUUGAAAAAUGUGCCUUCUAGUUUUACAAGGGGAGAGAUAUUUCACACAAAAUGAACUUGGCUUGAUGGAUGGAGGAAAUUACAUAUACUAUUUCUUUUUUAUUUCAAGGGUGGUAAUCUUAAGGUAUAUUUAUUAUGAUCUAAAGGGGAGUAGAAACCAUAGAAUAAAAGCUUGUAUUAGAAUGGGUAAUAAACAUAUAAAGAGGCAUUCAUGUGUGGAAAAGGGUUUUUGUGUGCAUGAAGCUUCUAAUAUAACUAAAACAAGGCGUCGCAAAAUGGAGAAAAGACCAAGCAAAUCCCCAUCACUGCAAUCUAUGACGUGCACUGAUGUCACAAUAAAAUUGUAAUUGCACUGGAGAGAAGUGAGGAGAUGCCAGUGCAGUCCAAGCAGCGAUCCCAGGCAGUGCUGCUCUGUGGUCGCGCAGUUCAACCCGGUUGUCUCAUUUCCUGGCGUCCUUAUAAAUCGCCUGUUGAUUGCUUUAUAGAGUUGUAUUAAUGAGAAGGAAUUUUCAGUUAUUUGCUCUUAACCCAGGGUGUUUACGAUUUUUUCCUGGACAAGUGUGGUUAAAGUGUUGCAUGAAGUGAACAAAUGACAAAGGACCACUUUUCUAUUAGCAUGCAAAACUGAGAAAAUAGAUUUAAAAAUUAUGAGCUGGUCAUUAUUACCCUGUUGUUUGACUUACUGUAGCUUAGACUAGUGAAGCUGGGGGAAUAUUGGCCAUAUAGUAGAGAUGGAUGGGGGUGAUCAUGAAUAAUGAUAUUAGAAGUCAUCACCAUGAAGGCUGUAACAGUAGCAACUUGGAUCUGAAUUUUAUCACACCAGAACAGCUAGUCUUUAUUUUACCUUUUCUCUGUUCAAGUGUCUUCCACUAAUGCCUUGUGAUGCUCUUCCAAGCUUUGCGCUUCCAAUUUGACUUUCUACCCCUAGAAGAGUGCUUGUAUCAGGUAAAAGUGAAUGUUAGUAAUGACUAUACUUUAACCUAGUAAAGUAGCUAUCUGCUAAAACUUUAAAGUAUUGGUUAUCGCUGCUUUUUUGCAUGUUUGCAGCAAAGUCAUGAAUACAUAAACAAUAGAAUGCAAAACUAAACCUCGGCAAUCUUAGAAAUUGUUAUAACUUUCAUUGAA